Messenger RNA from Eimeria acervulina, 540 nucleotides. RefSeq lists its product as hypothetical. The record is from RefSeq and is a predicted model, not a curated record. The transcript has 5 exons. Lineage: Eukaryota; Apicomplexa; Conoidasida; Eucoccidiorida; Eimeriidae. Bases 1 to 540 code for a protein of 179 amino acids.
AUGGGGCCUUCUUCUCCUUCAACAGAAGGGCCUAGCCCCGCUGCAGCAGCAGCUAUGGGCAGCAGCAGCAACAGCAGCAACAGCAGCAGCAGCAGCAGCAGCAGCAACAGCAUACCGCCUCUGCUGCAUGCGCUGGCGAGUUUUGACAAGGCUGUAGGGGAGUUGUGUAUGGAGACGCUGCAUGCGCUGCCUGCAGCAACAGCAGCAGCAGCAACCGCAGCAGCUGAUGCAACACCAGCAGCAGCAGCACCAGCAGCAGCUGAUGCAACAGCAGCAGCACCAGCAGCAGAAUGCGAAGGCCCCCAACUUGGACAGCAGCUGCCCUCAGUCGAGGCAUUUGAAGAGAGGCUGUCGUUGGAGCGGCGAUUAAAAAAUUUGAAAACGGCGGCGGAGAAUUCGCGCAAAAAUACCCAAAGCCACAAACCCCUCGUUCAGAGACUGAAAGCAGAGCUGGAAUGCUUAGACUCCGCACUCAAGCAAGUCUUGGAGAGAGAAGAGGCUUUGAAGCAAGGCAUGCCUUUUGCGGCCUGCAGCUCUUAA